AUGGAGGCUACGUGCUCGACAUCGACAAACAUGGAAACGGAGACGCCAACUUCUGGACCCGAUGCCAGUCUUCCUCCUGCUGUUAUCGUCCUUGGAAUGGCCGGCUCUGGGAAAACUUCUUUUGUGCAACGACUCACUUCUCAUCUACACGCCAAGGGGACUCCUCCAUAUGUGGUGAAUCUUGAUCCGGCCGUUCACAAGUUGCCCUAUCCGGCUAAUAUCGAUAUCAGGGACACCGUGAAAUACAAGGAUGUAAUGCGAGAGUACGGACUUGGACCAAAUGGAGCAAUCAUGACGUCGUUGAAUCUUUUGUGCACGCGUUUUGACAAGGUGCUCUCGCUGGUUCGUCAACGGGCUCCACAAUACUCGAUGUGUUUGAUGGAUACACCUGGACAAAUUGAGGCAUUUACUUGGUCGGCUUCUGGAUCGAUUAUCACCGAUUCGUUGGCAAGCCAACAACCGACCGUGAUUGUUUAUAUUGUCGAUUCAGCUCGCGUGGCAAACCCCACAACUUUUAUGUCAAACAUGUUGUACGCUUGUUCAAUUUUGUACCGAAACAAACUUCCGUUUAUCAUUGUUUUCAACAAGGCUGACAUCGUGAAGCCGACUUUUGCGAUGAAAUGGAUGCAAGAUUUCGAGGAAUUUCUGGCAGCUUUGGAUGAAAGUGGGUCGAGUUACACUAGCGAUUUGAGCAGAUCGUUUGCCCUUGUUUUGGACAGCUUUUAUGCAAACUUACGCUCAGUGGCAGUGAGUUCGAUGACUGGAGAGGGAAUGGUGGAUGUAGAAAAAGCUAUUGAGGCUAGCAUUGAAGAGUACAAGAAAGAUUAUCUGCCAAUUUAUGAGAAAACAAUGGCCAACAAGAAGCAAAUUGAUGCGACAGAAAUGCAAAAGAAGAUUGAAGCUUUAAAAAAGGAGCCCGUUUUGUUGUCAAUGUCUGGAGAUGUCGUGGAAAAUCUUCCAAUUGAAAAAAUGCAGAUCGAGGAAACAAAA
Mesorhabditis belari is the source of this 990-nucleotide messenger RNA. The record is from the annotation of a GenBank genome assembly. Lineage: Eukaryota; Metazoa; Nematoda; Chromadorea; Rhabditida; Rhabditidae.